Messenger RNA from Cottoperca gobio, 1872 nucleotides. It is a transcript of the gene lrrc3ca, whose product is annotated as leucine rich repeat containing 3Ca. The record is from RefSeq and is a predicted model, not a curated record. Gene Ontology annotation, cellular component: plasma membrane. The coding region runs from base 587 to 1384 and encodes 265 amino acids. Gene Ontology annotation, molecular function: protein binding. Lineage: Eukaryota; Metazoa; Chordata; Actinopteri; Perciformes; Bovichtidae. The transcript has 3 exons.
GCAGGAAAAGGCCCCCCGAGGCAGCCAAAGAUCCACCGCCCUGGCAGCCAAGCUGCAUGUUUAAAACAACAAGCUUCAGAUCAAACAUGAUUAGUGUGGGCUGACCACCCCAACCACUCCAUGUAUGAGAUCCCCUGUGUGAUCAGAGUCAGUGAGACAUCGCCAUCAGUAACAGUGUUGCUCUCGCGCUGCGUGCUUGUCCGUUCGCGCCGGGUACACCAAUGUUGCCUCGUCUUGUGGUUGCGUGGAAACUGAAAGGCUGCACUCACUGAGCGCGCAUUGGACUGUCGGAGCAUUUCCAGUGGCGCGUCGUGGUUACCAGCAAGAGCGGCUCUCAAGCACAAGUUUAACGAGCUGAGAGAGGACCUGAUGGAAGCGAACCGAAAUAUUGACCGAACCGCCUUCCGGGGAGCACUCUGAUCUGCUGGACCAUCACACUGUUGGGCACUUGCUGAGAGACACACACCAUGAAAAGGAGAGGGAAAGCGGCAAAGACGUGAGUGUGUGCUCAACAGCUUCUGGGGAGGUUGAUGUGGACUUCACCUCUUGUGCCCAGGUGGUCCUUCCUGGAGCAUGCCAGUAUCCCAUGAUGUCCCUACUUGCAGACUGGUUACUGCGCCACUCAGUGGUCAUGUGUUUGCUGCUGCACAGCCUAGUGCUGAUGACCUUCUGCUUCCACAAUGCUGCCACCAGUUGCUCAAAGAGCUGCUACUGCUCUGAGAGCGAGAGCGGCGGCAAGACGGUCCGCUGCAGCAAUCUGCAGCUCACAGAGAUCCCCCAGGAUAUUCCCAAUGACACACGACGUGUGUACCUGGACUUCAACCUUUUCACUACUGUCCCAACAAAUGCUUUUGCAGGUUUGCCCUACCUGGUUGAACUGGAUCUAUCACACAAUGAAUUGAGUCAGUUAGAUCCAGGUGCAUUCAGAGGCCUGGGCUCCACACUACAGUUUCUAGACCUUUCUUCUAACAAGUUAGUGAACUUUAACCCUGAGGCCUUUGAUGGACUGCGGUCUCGCGCCAACCUAACAAACAAUCCGUGGCAUUGUGACUGCAACUUGCAGAUGGCCAUGCCCCGCGUGGACCUGGAGCCUGCGUCGUUGACGGGCAUCGUGUGCCAGACUUCAGAUCCGGAGGAAACAGGAGUUCAAGGACUUGCCUUCCUGUUGGAACCAGACAUAGACCUAUGUGUGGUGAUGAAGAGGACUACAGAUGUGGCCAUGCUGGUCGUAAUGUUCGGCUGGUUUACCAUGGUCAUCUCCUACCUGGUCUACUAUGUCAGGGCUAAUCAGGAGGACGCCCGCAGACACCUGGAGUAUCUCAAGUCAUUGCCAGGCAUACAGGGUAAGUCAGAGGAGUCUUCCACCAUUAGUACUGUGGUAUAGGGCUGAUGGAGCUACACGUGGGACCUGAAGUGGUAAACCACACCAAACUGGAUAGAGCUACAACCUACAACUUCACAGACGUCAUCAGUCUCAGAUGGUUUUGCUGUUGUCAAAGAGCCAAGGUGAGCAACAAGACAUGCGCAUCUGCACAAGAAAACCAGGCCGAUGCAACCUAGCUCGGAUGAAUAAUUCAUCAUUCAGCGAUCCAUUAGUAGUUUUUUUUGGCUGAAUUGAUGGUCUAGUUUGUGCACUAAGGGAGUAAAAGCAGCGGCAUGGUUGGUGAAUUCCAAAUAUGGGAUACAAAUGGGAUUUAUCCAAUGGUGCAUACACCCUACACACAGACAAUUACGGAGAAAACGUCAAACAGCAGUAUGAACGAUGGGAAAAGGUAACACGACAAUGAGGAACUCCAUGUACAACUGUUUUGCAUUAAAACCCUUACGGUAUUCACCAAUGUAUUCCAAGUAAAAUGAUGUUUUCCAAUUAAA